Juglans microcarpa x Juglans regia is the source of this 992-nucleotide messenger RNA. RefSeq names its product cold-regulated 413 plasma membrane protein 2-like. The transcript has 4 exons. The record is from RefSeq and is a predicted model, not a curated record. Bases 208 to 819 code for a protein of 203 amino acids. Gene Ontology annotation, cellular component: membrane. NCBI's taxonomy places the organism in Eukaryota, Viridiplantae, Streptophyta, Magnoliopsida, Fagales, Juglandaceae.
AAAACUAAUCAAGCGCCUGCCCAAAAAUGAUUGGAUCAACGUGGCCAUCAGCAGAGGCUACCGACGCAUGAUCCUCGCAGUUCACACUCAAAAGGACAGAGGGCUUUACAACAAGCCCUGCUAUCUCCGUCCCUCUUCGAUAUAUCCGGCUAGUGCGCGCUCGCGCAUACACAAACGCAGAAAGAAGGGAAGGUUUUUAAUCCAUUAAUGGGGAAAAAGGGCUUCAUAAGAAUGAAAACGGAUCGAGUAGAGGCGAGUGAGCUGAUAAGGUCUGAUCUGAAACAGCUUGGAUACACCGCCAAAAAGCUCACUACCGAUGCCAUCAAGCUUGGCAGCCUAGGCUUCGGCACCACCUUCCUCGAAUGGGUUGCUUCUUUCUCUGCAAUUUACUUGUUGAUUCUGGAUCGAACAAAUUGGAAAACAAACAUCCUUACAUCUCUGCUAAUCCCAUACAUCUUCUUGAGUCUUCCUUCACUGCUGUUCAACAUCUUCAGGGGAGAGAUUGGUAAAUGGAUUGCUUUCGUUGCUGUUGUGUUGCGCCUUUUCUUCCCACGCCGUUGCCCAGAUUGGCUGGAACUUCCAGGGGCUUUGAUUCUUUUGAUCGUAGUGGCUCCUAGUUUAAUUGCAGACACCAUAAGGGACGACUGGAUUGGGGUGGUGAUAUGUCUUGCGAUAGCAUGUUAUUUGCUGCAAGAACACAUCCGCGCAUCGGGUGGUUUCAGAAAUUCUUUCACAAAAGCCCAUGGCAUCUCAAACACGAUGGGGAUAAUCCUUCUGUUGGUCUAUCCGGUCUGGGCACUUGUACUUGACUUCAUAUAGGGCGCACUCUUGGCAGCAUAUUUUGUGAACCAUCUUCUUUGUAUCAUUUGUUCUCGAAGAUCAACAAACUCAUUUCAUUUGCAUUGAUAUGUGGCUCAGAUAUUUGAAUAGAAACUGUGUGUUUCAUUCUGUUUGAAUGUAUAAAAGGCUGGCAUAAUUUUUAUGUUCUUUCA